AGAAGACAGGCAGUCGGCCAAAAUCAAGAUGGUGGAAGCUAGGCGAACUCUUGAAAUCUGGAAGGAAUCGUAUUUCGACAUCCGGGCCAAAAUCGAAGCGUCGGGAAGAGACGCUCGGUGGGAAUUCGACCGGAAGCGGCUCUUUGAGAAGACGGACUACAUGGCUUUUAUCUGCCAGGAUCUCUACAACGUGUUGCAGGUCAUGGAGGAAUUUUACAACAUCUUUGGGCCUGAGCUGAAAGCUGUGACGGGAGAUCCCAAGCGCAUCGACGAAGUCUUGUACCGAGUAGACGGCCUGGUCAGCCCGAUGGAAGUUCUGACCUUUGACCCGUUCAACCUCAGAUCUGUAAACCAGUGGAAGGCGGUGAUGGAGGAGUUCAAGCUGGAGGUUGUUGUAAGUAGCAGAAGUGUGAAGGAUUACUUUGAGUUUAUCAAGCGCGAACGAGCCAGGGACAUGGAGCACUUGGUCCGCAAGUACACCUCGGUGGGGCCCCUGCUGACCAAGAUGGAAGGCCUGGUGGUGAACACCAACACCGGGAAAGCCUCGCGGCUCGUGCCGUACUACGCCUACUGGGAGAAAAAAAUCUAUCAAAGCCUGACCAACUUGGUUCUGAAGAAUUUGCAGUCCUUCAACGCCGCCGUGGUAGGGGACACUCCGAUCUUCCAAGCGGAGACCAUUCUGUCUGCCCCCGAGAUCAUCCUCCAGCCGAACAUGGGGGAAAUUGAGAAGAUGAGUGUCCACUGCAUUCGAGACUGUGUGGAAACCACCAAGCUUUUUCUUCGCUGGUUGCAUGGCAGUUGCAUCGAGUGCCCACCCCAGCAAACGGGGGACGAUGAGCCAGUCAUCUUCAGCUUCUUCAGCGACAUCUCCCAGAACCCGACGAUCAUCGAGCAGGCCAUCCUGAUCACGCAGAACAUGCACAAACUCCUGGCUUCCCUCACCAAAUACCUAAACCGUUGGAAGCGGUAUCGUCCCCUCUGGAAGCUGGACAAGGCCAUCGUCAUGGAGAAGUUUGCGGCCAAGAAGCCGCCGUGCGUGGUUUUCGACGAGAAGCUGCAGUUCUACAUGAAGGUGGCCCAGGAGGUCAUGCAGCAGCCCAUGGUCAAAGAUGAGCAGUGCAUCCGCCUGCUGCUGUCCCCAUUGGCCUUCACGGUCCAGGAGAACGCCAGAGGUUGGAUCACUUCCCUUGGGAAGCUACUCAACGAGUCAGCCAAGGAGGUGCUCUACAGUCUCCAAGAAAACAUCGAGAGAUUGUCGCACCAUCUGAAGACUACCCCCAGUACUUUGGAAGAUCUCAAAUUCGUCCUGGGCACCAUAGCCGAGAUCAAACAGAUAUCUCUAGAAGUGGAACUCAAGUAUUUGGAUAUUCAAGAGAGAUACCGGACCUUGGCCAUGUACAAUAUUGUUAUAUCAGAAGAAGAAAAAAGCUUGGUAGAUAAGAUAAAGCUGAUGUGGGAAACUCUUUAUACUGAGGCGUCCGGAGUCGAUCACAACCUGGGCAGCAUCAAAAAGACUUUUACGGAGAUCACAAGGGAGCAGAUUGGAAAUUACAGCAAGGAGAUCGACGACUUCUACCAGCGGUUCGUUACCGAGGGCCCCGGUUCUGUGGGUGAAAAUCUUGAUAGGGGCCGCCAAAGAGGAAUGGUCUCAGACUCUCUGGGUGAACCUGAACGUCCAGGUGUUACAGGAAGGAAUUGAAGGGUAUCUCAAAACUCUCCGAAAGUUGCCGAAACAAGUCCGUAGCAUGCCGGUGGCCUAUCACCUGGAAGUAAAGAUGAAAUCUUUCAAGGAAGCCAUUCCUCUGCUGCUGGAUUUGAAGAAUGAAGCUUUGCGAGAAAGACACUGGAAGGAGCUGAUGACCAGGACCAAUACCUUUUUCGACAUGGCCACCGAAACCUUCACCUUGGAGAACAUGUUUGCCAUGGAACUGCACAAAUAUACCGAUGUGAUCAACGAGAUUGUGGGGUCCGCCGUCAAAGAGCUGAGCAUCGAGAAGAGUCGAUUGGAUGCUGAUGUAUCAGGGCAUGAUGGUGCUGGCAGCCAACCAGGUGUGGUGGACCUGGGAGGUCGAAGACGUCUUCCGGAAGGUUAAGAAAGGGGAGAAACAAGCCAUGAAGGUCUACGCCAAGAAAAUGCACCAGCAGAUUGACUCGCUGGUGACCCGGAUCACCAAGCCGCUAAGCAAGAACGACAGGAAGAAAUACAACUCGGUUCUCAUCAUUGACGUCCACGCGAGGGAUAUUGUUGAUAACUUUGUACGAGACAGGCCUUGUCCAUGUACCUGGGUGGAGCUCCCGCUGGUCCUGCAGGAACCGGAAAAACGGAGACGACAAAGGAUCUCGCCAAAGCUUUGGGAUUGCUUUGCGUGGUCACCAACUGCGGAGAAGGCAUGGACUUCAAGGCCGUGGGUAAAAUCUUCUCGGGCCUCGCCCAGUGUGGAGCGUGGGGCUGCUUCGACGAAUUCAACCGGAUCGACGCUUCCGUCCUGUCGGUCAUCUCCUCCCAGAUUCAGACGAUCCGAAACGCCCUCAUGAACCAGCUGAAAACAUUUCAGUUUGAAGGGCAAGAAAUCACGCUGGACUCUCGGAUGGGGAUUUUCAUCACCAUGAACCCUGGCUACGCGGGACGAACGGAGCUUCCUGAAUCCGUAAAGGCCCUUUUCAGGCCGGUGGUGGUCAUUGUUCCCGACCUGCAGCAGAUUUGUGAAAUUAUGCUGUUCUCCGAGGGAUUUCUCCUGGCGAAAGUGCUAGCCAAGAAGAUGACUGUGCUGUACAAGUUGGCAAGGGAACAGCUGUCUAAACAACAUCACUACGAUUUUGGGCUUCGGGCUCUGAAGUCUGUCCUAGUCAUGGCCGGAGAACUGAAAAGAGGAUCUUCAGAUCUCCCGGAGGACGUGGUCCUCAUGAGAGCCCUGCGAGAUAUGAACCUCCCCAAAUUUGUCUUUGAAGACGUUCCUCUUUUCCUUGGCUUGAUCGCCGAUCUCUUCCCCGGAUUGGACUGUCCUCGAGUCCGCUAUCCCAAAUUCAACGACGCAGUGGAAUACGUGCUGGCUGAAGAAGGUUACGUGGUUCUACCUGUCCAGGUGGAUAAAGUGGUCCAAAUGUACGAAACGAUGCUAACGCGACACACCACAAUGGUGGUAGGGCCAACCGGAGGUGGCAAGUCGGUGGUCAUCAACGCCUUGUGCCAUGCUCAGACAAAAUUAGGCCUGCUGACCAAGCUCUACAUCCUGAACCCCAAAGCCAUGAGCGUCAUCGAAUUGUACGGCAUCCUCGACCCCACUACACGGGACUGGACGGACGGCGUUUUGUCCAACAUCUUCCGGGAAAUCAACAAGCCCACCGACAAGAAAGAGAGGCGAUCUUAUCGAGAUGCCAGCUCGAGCUUUCAAGAGAAACAACUGUUGGACAGAUUGUUUGACAAAUACGUGCCUUGCUUGAUCGAAAUGAUUGUCGAAGGGAUUGUGGACGGACGGCAAGGAGAAAAAAUGAAGAUGAUUAUCUGGCAGACGGAUCUGAACAUGGUAAGCAGUCUGAUUUUUGUUUCCAUGAAAGGAUUCUUUCCAACUGUGGACACGACCCGCACCACUUGGCUCCUGGAGAAGAUGGUGAAGAUCAAGCGGCCGAUGGUUCUGGUAGGAGAAUCGGGGACCUCCAAGACGGCCACGACGCAGAACCUGCUCAGGAAGCUGAACCCGGACACGAACGUUCACCCGAGUGGUGCAAAUGGUUCCUGCAUCGUCCCAGCCUUGUACGCGGAUGACGAGCGGGACAACAUCCUCAGUCAAAUCACCCAGGAAGCCAUGAAAACGGGCAUCGCGCCAGCCAAAGAGAGCGUCUGGCAGUACUUUGUCAACAAGAGCGCCAACAACCUCCACAUUGUCCUCGGGAUGUCCCCUGUGGGGGAGACCCUGAGAACUCGCUGCCGAAAUUUUCCAGGCCUCGUCAACAACACCGGCAUCGAUUGGUUCCUUCCCUGGCCUCCUCAAGCUCUGUAUGCCGUUGCAAAGUUCUUUUUGGGGAACAACCCGCUCAUCCCCUCGGAGCACACCGAGGAGCUGAUCGCCCACAUUGUCAUGGUCCACGGUUCGGUCGGCGUCUACAGCAAGAAAUUCCUGCAGAAGCUCAGGAGGAGCAAUUACGUCACGCCCAAGAAUUACCUGGAUUUCAUCAACACGUACACCAAGCUGCUGGAGGACAAGAAUCAUUUCAUUUUGGCCGAGGAGAAGAAAAAACUGGCCGUCGAGAAAGCCAUGGAGAUCGAAGAACAGAACAAAGUCAUCGCGGUGGAGAAGCGGGAAGCUGAGACGGCCCUGGCGGAAGCCAUGCCUAUCUUAGAGGCCGCCAAGCUGGAGCUGCAGAAGCUGGAUAAGUCCGAUGUGACGGAGAUCAGGUUGGAAAUGGAAGUGGUCAGCCGAGCUGGCUUGGGGAUGCUGAAGUUUGUGGACGCCGUCAUGAGUUACUGUGAUGUGGCCAAAGACGUCAAACCCAAGAGAGAAAAGGUGGCCAGGCUGGAGCGGAACUUCUUCUUGAGCAAACGGGAACUGGAGAAGAUCCAGGCAGAGCUGACGGCCAUCCAGAACGAGCUGAAAGCCCUGGGAGAUAAGUACGAGGCAGCCAUCAGGGAAAAACAGCAACUCCAGGAGGAAGCGGAGAUCAUGGAACGCCGGCUGAUUGCAGCAGACAAGCUGAUCUCCGGCUUGGGAUCGGAAAAUAUCAGGAUGGCUUCCUUCAACGACCCGGAUUUCCUCAAGCAGCUGGAAAUGGCCAUCAAGUACGGGAACCCUUUCUUGUUCCACGAUGUGGAUGAAUACAUUGACCCGGUCAUUGAUAACGUCUUGGAGAAAAACAUCAAAACCAGCCAGGGACGGAUGUUCAUUAUUCUCGGGGACAAGGAGGUAGACUACGACCCCAACUUCAAGCUCUACCUGAACACCAAGCUGGCUAACCCUAAAUAUUCACCAUCCGUGUUUGGCAAAGCCAUGGUCAUCAACUACACAGUGACCUUGAAGGGGUUGGAGGACCAGCUGCUUAGCGUGAUUGUGGGCUUCGAAAGACGUGAACUGGAAGAGCAGCGGGAACAUCUCAUCCAAGAAACCAGUGAGAACAAAAACUUGCUGAAGGACCUGGAAGACUCCCUUCUCCGUGAACUGGCUACCUCCACGGGGAACAUGCUGGACAACGUGGAACUGGUCCACACCCUGGAGGAGACAAAGGCCAAAGCUAAUGAGGUCUCUGACAAACUCAAGCUGGCCGAGAAAACAGCCAUCGACAUCGACAAACUGCGAGAUGGCUACCGCCCUGCGGCCAAGAGAGGCGCCAUUUUGUUUUUCGUGCUGUCCGAAAUGGCCCUGGUCAACACCAUGUACCAAUACUCCUUGUCCGCCUUCCUGGACGUCUUCGGUCUCUCGCUCCGGAAAUCUAUGCCCGACACCAUCCUUGCCAAGAGGUUGCGCAACAUCAUGGACACGUUGACUUUUAAUAUUUACAACUACGGCUGCACGGGCUUGUUUGAGAAGCACAAACUCCUUUUCUCCUUCAACAUGACCAUCAAGAUUGAACAGGCCGAUCACAGGGUUCCCCAGGAAGAGCUGGAUUUCUUUCUGAAAGGUACCAGGGUGGCGCUGACGCUCCUGGAGAACGCCGUGGCCCGUGGACAGUGGCUCAUGUUGCAGAAUUGUCAUCUCUUGGUGAAGUGGCUGAUCGACCUGGAGAAGGCCCUCGAAAGGAUUACCAAGCCUCACCCGGAUUUCCGACUCUGGUUGACCACUGACCCCACCAAAGGUUUUCCCAUUGGGAUCCUUCAGAAAUCUCUCAAG
Messenger RNA from Thamnophis sirtalis, 5819 nucleotides. The record is from RefSeq and is a predicted model, not a curated record. NCBI's taxonomy places the organism in Eukaryota, Metazoa, Chordata, Lepidosauria, Squamata, Natricidae.